Lytechinus pictus (painted urchin) is the source of this 1430-nucleotide messenger RNA. RefSeq names its product acetylcholine receptor subunit beta-type unc-29-like. Gene Ontology annotation, biological process: chemical synaptic transmission; signal transduction; regulation of membrane potential. Gene Ontology annotation, molecular function: transmembrane signaling receptor activity; transmitter-gated monoatomic ion channel activity involved in regulation of postsynaptic membrane potential; excitatory extracellular ligand-gated monoatomic ion channel activity. The transcript is spliced from 6 exons. Gene Ontology annotation, cellular component: plasma membrane; synapse; neuron projection. The record is from RefSeq and is a predicted model, not a curated record. The coding region runs from base 30 to 1430 and encodes 466 amino acids. NCBI's taxonomy places the organism in Eukaryota, Metazoa, Echinodermata, Echinoidea, Temnopleuroida, Toxopneustidae.
CAUUUUAUCUUCUGAUAUACGUCGUGUACAUGAUCCUAGCUGCAACAGCCACCUCCAAAGCACAAGUUAUAAAUGGAAGUAGUCUCAGUGCAGAAGGGCGACUGAUCAGGGACAUGGUUGAUUCUGGCUACGACUCUAGAGAGAGACCGUUUCGUAACAAUCUCGAUGUCGUCUAUGUGGAUGUGCUCUUCGUCCUAUUUGCGUUGUUUGAACUGGAUGUCCGUCGGCAAGUUAUAAGUGGAUCAGCAUGGAUCGAAUUGAUGUGGGAAGAUCCAAGACUGUCAUGGAAUGAGACGGAGUAUGACGGGAUUCAGUAUCUCAAUCUUGACCCGGAAACGAUCUGGAUGCCACGGGUGAUCAUGCAGAAUUCUGCAAUGGAAUCGGUGGAGGACCCGUUCGCCAUGCAUCACAGCUACGCGAUCAUCUUCUCCGACGGUUACGUCCGGAUCACAGUACCAACCCGUUUCGUCACAUUCUGUCUCACCAACGUCGUUAACUUCCCGUUCGACAACCAGACAUGUACCGUAACAGUCAGCAGCCCGAGCAUGCCUGGUGCUUCAUUCACGCCCCGGUACCUGACGUCGAAGAUGGGGAACGUCGCGAGCAACCAGUGGGAGAUCGGCCUCGGUGACGUGUACGAGAGUGCCCACAUGGACCCGAGGAUCAACAUGAACUACUCCAAGGUCCACUUUGAGAUCACCCUGAAGCGAAAGCCGUAUUAUUUCGUCAUCAACCUCGUGCUGCCCUCGUCCUUGAUCAACGCGAUGUCUCUGAUCGCGUUCUGGGUACCUCUGGACUCGGGAGAGAAACUCCCGACGGCCGUUUCGCUUCUGCUCGGCGUGGUCGUCUUCCAGAUCGUCGUGACCGAUAUGCUUCCGGUCAGCGAUGGCCAAAUGCCGUUGCUCGCUCGGUACAUCUUCGUCAACUUCCUCGUGUCUUGCGGUUGCGUCCUCAGCUGCGUGAUAACUCUCAACGUCUACAAGUGCCCGCGCAAGUUAAGAAGCCGUUUUUGGUGGUCUUUCUGGUUCAACUUCCUGGCAAAGAUUGUCUGCAUACGAAACGACUUCAGCAAAGACGAAAGGGAACCCGUUGCUGUAGACAAUCAACCAGCACCUGGAGAAAUCGGCACUGGUCAGUUGCUAUGGAGAUACAGGCACGGCAGGGGCAUUCCAAACGGUAACCAUAGCAACCCAUCAUUGCCGCCAAGUAGCCCACCAUCCAAUGACAGGUGUCCAUCACAGACCAGCGUUCCAUCGACUUCGGGAAAGGAGCAAAAAAGGAACGAUGAAAAGGAGGAAAGAACGGAAAUGGAGGUCGUCGCCGAGAUCAUCAACCGGUUCAUCUUUCUCUUGUUCUUCAUCUUGUACUUAUUUUUCUUGAUCUAUUGGUUCGUUCUGCAGAACUUCCCAUCCUCGCCUAUUUCUACCUGA